Molecule: messenger RNA, 221 nt
Organism: Hydatigera taeniaeformis
Lineage: Eukaryota; Metazoa; Platyhelminthes; Cestoda; Cyclophyllidea; Taeniidae
Source: the annotation of a GenBank genome assembly
UUAUGAGUUCUCAACGCGGCAAUGCUCAGCGAAACAGACCUCAAAAGCACAAGAAUUCAGUUGCAUUCAGAAAUAACAAGUAUGAUACGUCGAAGAAGACUGCAUCGCUGAACCAGUUGGAAAUGGAUGGAUUGUGUACAAGAUGUAGAGAGAUAAUCGAAUGGAAAAUAAGAUACAAGAAAUACAAGUCUCUAACUAAGCCUCGAACCUGGUAUGCUUGA